AGCGUCUGUUGGGCUGAAGCACCGGAGCAGAUAACAGCCUGGGUUACAGAUUAACAGAACCGACCUGAAGGUCCAACAGGAAGACCUGAAAGACUCGUCCGCCGCAGACGCAGAGCUGUUGCUUUUCUACACUCCGAGAUGGGAAGUGUGUCCGAGCUGGCGUCCUGUUUGCUGCUGCUGCUGCUUGGAGCCGUGACGGCCCAGACAGGUCAGCCCCCCCACUACGAGCGGCUGCUGCCUCAGUGGCUGACCGGGAUCAUCGCCGUCUGUAGCUUCUUGAUCCUCACCUUCGUCGGAUUCCUGGUGAAGAAGGUUUGGUGUGAGAAGUCCAGCGACUCAGUCGGGAGGGAUCCCCGCAUGGAGUCAGUGAGGGAGAACCAAUACGAGGACACCAACCCCUACGACAGGACCCUGGACAACCUCAGGAGGGAUCCCCGCAUGGAGUCAGUGAGGGAGAACGAAUACGAGGAAACCAACCCCUACGACAGGACCCUGGACAACCUCAGGCCGAGGACCAGCGAAGACAACAAGUAUGAGACGAGGCUGGACAUCCUCAGGAACAGAGACGGCAGCAACAUCUACGACAACUGCAUCUUUGACAGCUCUGAGGAUAAAUCUACGGCCAUGUGACGUCCGGCGGUGAUCCUAUUGGCCCGGAGCUCCAGCCGUCUUUAAAUCUAAAGAAGACAUUGUGUAAUCUUGCUGUUGUAGCGUGUGAUCAUGUAACAUUUGUGCUCUGAUACAGAGACCUAUGACUGGCAGUGAGCUCAUUAGUCCGUCCAGAUUAAUCAGUUAUCUUUAUAACCAGCUGCUGCUGCCUCAGCUCUCAUUACUGAUCAAUGAGCUGCUGUUAAUGAUUGAACUCAGAAGGGCAGGAGCUGAGUGUAAUUUAUUAGUGACUUAACUGAUGAAAUGUUUUGGUUCUUGGUGGAACAUGAGGAACGCUGCAGAGCUUUUUAAUAAAAGGUUCUGUCCUAACUUCCUGA
This is a messenger RNA of Fundulus heteroclitus (mummichog), 986 nucleotides long. RefSeq names its product PDZK1 interacting protein 1 (gene pdzk1ip1). NCBI's taxonomy places the organism in Eukaryota, Metazoa, Chordata, Actinopteri, Cyprinodontiformes, Fundulidae. The transcript has 6 exons. Bases 139 to 630 code for a protein of 163 amino acids. The record is from RefSeq and is a predicted model, not a curated record.